CACCGCAUUGGACUUCUCAAACAAAGUGACGAUCCCCCGACAUCUGUCCCGUCGCCUCUCGUCCUUCCUCCCACCGGUAGAAACUUUAGCGCAGAGGAAUAAGAGCAGCGGCAGCGGCAGCAGCAGCAGCCCGCAGGAGAGUCUUUGCUGCUGAAGCACCCACAAAGAGAAAGUAUUGAAGUGGUUAUUCAUUUGACUGCCAAGCAUGAAGAAUAAAAGGAAAAGAGAGCAACCAAGACCCGCAAUCCACCCCAGAAAUAAGUAUUCUGAGAAGCCACCUGAUUUCGCUCUCUUGGCUUCGUUCUAUCCAUCUUUCAAGCCAUUUGUCUUCUACUCUCGGGAUGGUCGACCCAGAAUUGACUGGACUGACUUCAAUGCCACCCGUGAGCUCACCCGCAUCUUACUCCACCAUGACCAUGGCAUUAACUGGUGGAUUCCUGAUGGACAGCUGUGCCCCACAGUACCCAAUAGAUCCAAUUACAUCCAUUGGAUUGAGGAUCUUCUGUUAUCGGACAUAAUUCCUCGCCCUAAUCCCAAUCAAGACAAUGUGAGAGGAUUUGACAUAGGCACUGGAGCCAACUGCAUUUACCCUCUUCUAGGUGCAUCUCUUUUGGGGUGGAGAUUUGUUGGUUCUGAUGUGGCAGAUGUAGCAAUUGAGUGGGCAGAAAGAAAUGUCAAGAGUAACCCGCAAAUCUCGGACCUGAUUGAAAUUAGAAAGGCUGGAACUGAUGCAAGUUGUUCUCAAGUUGAAGAUCCCUAUAAUGAAAAUUCCAAUUUGGAAAGGAAAGUUGAUCAUGCAGUUAGGGAUGAUUGCUACUCCGGGCCUCCUAUACUUUAUGGUGUGGUGAGAGACGGAGAAACAUUUGACUUUUGCAUGUGCAAUCCUCCAUUUUUCGAGUCCAUGGAGGAAGCAGGACUAAAUCCAAAAACAUCUUGUGGCGGGACUGUGGAUGAGAUGGUGUGUCCUGGUGGAGAGAAGGCUUUUAUCACUCGCAUCAUUGAAGAUAGUGUUAAGUUGAAGCACUCUUUUCGGUGGUACACUUCAAUGGUUGGGCGGAAGAUAAAUCUCAAAUUCUUAACGUCAAAGCUUAGAGAGGUUGGAGUCACCAUUGUAAAGACUACUGAAUUUGUGCAAGGACAAACAUGUCGAUGGGGUAUUGCCUGGUCUUUCGUGCCUCCUGUCAAGAAGAUUAUCUCAACCCACGUGGCUGAGAAGCCGAAUCUGUCUUUCAUGCUUCAGGGUCUUCAACGUCAAUCUAGUGCAUUUGAUGUAUUACAGUCGAUUGAGUCCUUUUUCCGCGUUAGUGGUGCAUCCUGUAAACUAAACGUCUCCUCAUUUUGUGUUGACAUCUCUGCAUCCAACAAUCAUCUUAGUGGGAUCUUCAAAGAGGACGCUGAAGAAAAUCUCGAUGAAGCUUCUGGUAACAUAAACUUUCGGAUCUCAGUUUUCCAGCAAAUUCCAGGCACGUUGCUCGUGAAAGGAUCAUUACAGCAGAAGGACUGCCCAGUCUCUGGAGAGCUUUUGUCGGCAUUCCAACGACUUGAAGUGGUUUUGAAAGACAAAUUUUGCCAGACCAAGGACUCCUCAAAUCCACCCUAAGAGCCACAAUCAUUUCAUUUUAAACUGACCUAGGUAAUUCUUAUAGCAAGCAGCAUAUAUAAGCCGUAUACAUGAUAUAGUUUAUGGUCGACUCGAAUAUGUGCAAAUCCACUCUCGAUAUAAUUACUGUAUAUCAUGAUUUUUUGUUCUCCUAUUCACAUUUUCGCUAUAGGUCAGUCUCAUGAUGUGACUUUUCUUGGACUAGUGUCAUAUAAUGGAAUAAUCCAAUUAUCUACGGUACGUAUUCUGACUCA
This is a messenger RNA of Punica granatum (pomegranate), 1854 nucleotides long. The record is from RefSeq and is a predicted model, not a curated record. Lineage: Eukaryota; Viridiplantae; Streptophyta; Magnoliopsida; Myrtales; Lythraceae.